GUAAAGAGCGCUCGAGCGGCGGUGCGCUAGUCGCACGUGCCAAAAAAAAUCCCACGCGCCUUGGAAUUACUAUUACUGCUACAAUACUACAUAUCUGGAGUAUUUUUUAUUAUUAAUAAUAUCGCAGAGACUGGAUCAACGUACGAGACAGGAUGGGCUGAACAUGCGCACUGGAUUAUCCAUAGUGAUAUUCAUAUAAUUUUUAAUAAUGUCUCGAGACUAUACCGGAAUGGACUGUGGUUGCACGUGCAGCAGCGCUACGUAGCUCCGAAGGAAUAACGAAAAACGUAAAAAAUAAAUUAAUUAAAUCCCAACAGAUGGCUGAUUUUGACCCCAGCGCGAGCGCACCCGGAGAGGGCGGCAGGUGCUGGUCUCGCGCCGCAGGUGAGGCGGCGCGCGCCUGGUCGCACCUUGCCCGCACGCUCGUGCUUGUGUUCCCCGUGUACGCGCUCGGGUACUUGGAGCUGAGCGCGUGCUGGCUGCUGCUGGGGCUCGCGCUGCUCUUCGUGUGGAGGAAGCGGAGGGCACGCAGGAGCGCGCGGCUGCAGCGCGAGCUGGAGAGCAGGGAGUGGGGAGAGCACGAGGACAUGCCGGCAUGGGUUCACUUUCCAGAUGUGGAGAGAGUGGAGUGGUUAAAUAAGACGGUGAAGCAGAUGUGGCCGUACGCCUGCCAGUUUGUGGAGAAGCUCUUCAGGGAGACCAUCGAGCCAGCGGUGAAAGGGGUCAACUCUCAUCUCAGCACCUUCACCUUCACCAAGAUAGACCUGGGGGAUAAGCCUCUCAGGGUCAACGGGGUCAAAGUUUACACUGAGAACGUGGACAAGCGGCAGAUCAUCAUGGACCUCCAGAUCAGCUUCGCUGCAAACACAGAGAUCGACGUGGACAUCAAGAGAUACUACUGCAAAGCUGGGAUUAAAAGCAUACAGCUUCAUGGUGUGUUGCGGGUGGUGCUGGAGCCGUUGCUGGGUGAGAUGCCGCUGGUUGGAGCGCUCUCCCUUUUCUUCCUGAAGAAACCGCUUGUGGAUAUCAGCUGGACUGGACUCACUAACAUUUUGGAUAUUCCCGGCCUCAAUGGAUUCUCAGACAGUCUGAUUCAAGACAUCAUCUACAGUCACCUGGUUCUGCCCAACAGAAUCACUAUACCCCUGAUGAGCGACGUGGAGCUCUCGCAGCUGCGCUUCCCCAUGCCCAAGGGAGUAUUAAGGAUUCACUUUUUGGAAGCUCAGGAUCUGGAGGGGAAGGAUAAAUACCUGGGUGGGCUGAUAAAAGGAAAAUCUGACCCCUAUGGAGUCCUGCAGGUGGGCACUCAGCUCUUCCAGACCAAAACCAUAAAAGAGUGUCUGAACCCCAAGUGGAACGAGGUGUUUGAGGCGCUGGUAUAUGAGCAUUCUGGUCAGCACCUGGAGAUAGAGCUGUUUGAUGAAGACCCAGAUAAAGACGACUUCCUGGGCAGUCUGAUGAUUGAUCUCACAGAGCUUCAUAAGGAGCAGAAGGUGGAUGAGUGGUUUGAUCUGGAGGAAGCCUCCAGUGGGAAACUGCAUCUGAGACUGGAGUGGCUCUCUCUGCAUUCAGAUACUGAGAAACUAGAUCAGGCUCUGAGGAGUAUCAGGACUAAUGACAGUCUGUCUGCUGCUCUGCUGGUUGUUUAUCUGGACUCUGCCAGGAAUCUUCCGAGCGUGUUCGAGGGCAGUUUCGGCUGUGGGAACGUGAGGGAGCGGAGAGCGUCCGGUCUGGUCUUUAGCGAGAACUCGGAUGCUCUCUGUAGAGCUCUGUUUAGUGAGCAGCUUGAGUUUAACGCCGACGCUCCGAAACUGCCGUACAGAGGUUUACUGAAGUCUGGGAGGAAAGUAAACAGGGAUCCGAGCCCCUACGUUCAGUUUACAGUGGAAAAGAAGACCUACGAGAGCAAGGUUCGCUAUAAGACGUGUGAGCCGCUGUGGGAGGAGGCCUUCACAUUUCUGGUUAAUAACCCCCGUACUCAGGAACUGCAGGUGGAGGUGAGGGAUGCUAAGCACAAGUGUUCGCUGGGUGGUGCUCGGGUGCCGCUGGUGGAUCUCCUGGUGGAGAAGGACCUGACGCUGACUCAGCAAUUCCCCCUCAGCAACUCCGGCCCCAGCAGCACCCUCAAACUCAAGAUGGCACUCAGGAUUCUUUACCUCGAAAAGGAGACGACGUCCGGCCUGCCGUCCUCCGUCCAAAUCCGCCGCACCAGCCAGUGCGUCUCCUCACCGACCCCCCAACCUCAGCCCACCGCAUCGACCUCCUCCACCAGCAACUGCACCAACCACUCCCACUCAGUACGAACUGCCCCCUCCCCCUGCUCCCCGUCCCCCACCACGCCCUGCGCCGCCCCCCAGGGGCAGAGGGGCUCGGCGGGGUCUCCUGUGCGCCUGGCCGAGGCCGGCCGCAGCAGCUCCGGCUCGGCUCUGGGAGGCCUGACGCGGCAGCAGCAGAACCACCGAGACUCCACCCACAGCCUGGCCUCCGACACGUCGCUACCGUCCGCCACGCUGGAGCUGCAGCAUCGACUCACCCAGCUGCAGAAUGGCUCAUCUCAGGUUCAGUAUCCUCUGGGUGAGGUGCAGCUCACCAUCAGACACAGUUCUCACAGGAACAAACUCAUUGUGGUGGUCCACGCCUGUCGUAAUCUGAUAGCUAUGGGGAAAGACGGAGCGGACCCCUACAUCCGCCUCUACCUGCUACCAGACAAGAGCCGGGGCGGCCGCAGGAAAACCAGCACCAUCAGGAAAAACCAAAACCCCAUCUACGACCAGUCGUUUGAGUUUAUAGUAUCUGCUGUUGAGCUGAACAGGAGAUCUCUGGAUGUAGCUGUGAAGAAUGGAGGUGGACUCCUGUCAAAAAAUAAAGGACUGCUGGGCAAGGUUCUUGUGGGCUUGGCAGGUGAGGACAUUACUAGAGGAUGGACGCAAUGGUAUGUUCUGAGUGCGGGGGGGUCUCAGGGGGCGGGCUGAAGGAGGAGCUGAUGGUGGUUUAAUUGGACGUUCAGUGGAAAAGCAGAGCUGAAGACUGAAGUGUGGACCAGAGAGGAGCGGUUCUACAGAAGCGGGUCAUUCCUCGGUUAAUGAAACCAGGCUGCUUCUGCUGGGAUUCACACACUACAUUAUGCUAAACACACACACACACACACACACACAGCUUGAGAGGCUGACUGCUGAAGGAAUAGCUUGGUGAGAAACAAAUUCACACACAUGUGUAUUUUAUUUUUUUCCCCAUUUUCUCCCUAGUUUACACAGACAAUUACCCAACCCACUCAUCAGGACACAACCCCCUAUCACUAGUGAUGCUUUAGCAUUGCUGAGUAGCAUCACAGCGCUAACGCUCGGAGGAAAGCGCAGCGACUCAGUUCUGAUACAUCAGCUCACAGACGCAGCCUUGUGCUGAUCCACAUCACCCUAGGAGUGAUGAGAAGAAAGAGCACCAUCUACUGUACUGUACCCACCCAGAGAGAGCAAGGACAACUGUGCUCUCUCAGGGCUCCGGCAGCUGAUGGCAAGCUGCAUGAACAGUAUUUGAAACAGUGAUCUCCUGAUCAUAGUGGAAGCGCUUUAGAGCGCUGGACCACUCAGAGCCCCCCGAAAUCCAUUCACUUUAAACUGGACCAGAGAUCUUCCUUUUAUAAGCUUCAGUCCAUGUUUUAUAUUCCAGUGAUUUCUACAGUAUCAGUACAGAAUGUUAAUAAUAAACAUAUACAAUAAAACCAUCAUCUUUGUUGUAGAACCUUUGAUUAACCUCUUUAAAGGGUGUACGUGUUUUUUUUUCAGUCUCAUUCUUCCAUCAAAUGUAAUGACUUUUGAUUUUCAUACAGCUCUGGAAAAAAAUAAGAGAUCACUUAAAAAUGAUGAGUUUCUUUGAUUUUACCAAAUUAAAAACCUCUGGAAUAUAAUCAAGAGGAAGAUGGAUGAUCACAAGCCAUCAAACCACCAAGCUGAACUGUUUGAAUUUUUGCACCAGGAGUAAAGCAGCAUAAAGUUAUCCAAAAGCAGUGUGUAAGACUGGUGGAGGAGGAGAACAUGAUGCCAAGAUGCAUUAAAACUGUGAUUAAAAACCAGGGUUAUUCCGCCAAAUAUUGAUUUCUGAACUCUUAAAACUUUAUGUAUAUGAACUUGUUUUCUUUGCAUUAUUUGAGGUCUGAAAGCUCUGCAUCUUUUUUUGUUUUUUCAGCCAUUUUUCAUUUUCUGCAAAUAAAUGCUCUAAAUGACUAUUUUUAUUUGGAAUUUGGGAGAAAUGUUGUCUGUAGUUUGUAGAAUAAAACAACAAUGUUCAUUUUACUCAAACAUAAACCUAUAAAUAGCAAAAUCAGAGAAACUGAUUCAGAAACUGAAGUGAUCUCUUAAUUUUAAUAAUCCAGAGCUGUAGAAUGCACAUGUGUUUACACUCAUCAAAAACCUCCUCAAACGAUCAAACAACAACCGCGAGAGAUAGAAUCAGUGGAUCACAGAAUCCCGACGAGCUCAUCUCUUGCUGUAUCGGCCCUGUGCCUUCAUUUCUUAGCCUUCAAGGUGAGCUCUGUACAGGUAUUUAUGCACUGUUUUGGGGAAUCCUCUCAGAUUUUGAGAAUUGCAGGGGUUUGUACUGCUCUGUGUUCAUCACAAGCAGAUUUACAGCUUUAAUCAUUUAUUAUUUAUUUGAUUAACUGCUGUAAAAAAAACGAUGUAGCAUUUUUUAUGAGAAAGCUGUAGAGUGACUGGACACUUUAUUGGAAACACCUACCUUGUGCAUCCACACACUGGGCAUUUUAUUGGAAACUUCUAUCCCAAAAAACAUUCGCUCACUGGCCACUUUAUUGGAAACACCUACCAUGUACAUCCACUCCCAGGCCAAUUUAUUAGAAACACCUACCUUGUGCAUCCACUCAGUGGCCACUUUAUUGCAAACACCUACCUUAAACAUCCACAUACUGGCCACUUUAUUGGAAACACGUGACAUGUAGUUCCACUCACUGGCCACUUUUUAGAAACACUUACCCUUGUACAUCCACUCAGUGGCCACUUUAUUGGAAACACCUACUUUGUACAUCCACUCCCAGGCCGAUUUAUUAGAAACACCUACCUUGUGCAUCCACUCAGUGGCCACUUUAUUGGAAACACCUACCUUAAACAUCCACAUACUGGCCACUUUAUUAGAAACACUUACCCUUGUACAUCCACUCAGUGGCCACUUUAUUGGAAACACCUACCUUGUACAUCCACUCCCAGGCCGAUUUAUUAGAAACACCUACCUUGUGCAUCCACUCAGUGGCCACUUUAUUGGAAACACCUACCUUGUACAUCCACUCCCAGGCCGAUUUAUUAGAAACACCUACCUUGUGCAUCCACUCAGUGGCCACUUGGAAACACCAAUUUUGUACAUGCACACACUGGCCAAUUAAUUGGAAACAUCUACCUUAAACAUCCACCCACAGGCCACUUUAUUAGAAACACCUACCUUAAACAUCCACUCACUGGCCAGUUUAUUGGAAACCUCAGUUUUGUGCUUCCACUCACUGGCCACUUUAAUGGAAACCCCAAUUUUGUACAUAAACACACUGGCCACUUUAUUGGAAACACGUGACAUGUAGUUCCACUCGCUGGCCACUUUAUUAGAGACACUUACCCUUGUACAUCCACUCACUGGCCAGUUUAUUGGAAACCUCAAAUUUGUUCUUCCGCUCAGUGGCCACUUUAUUGGAAACACCUACCUUGUAUAUCUACUCACUCAUUGGCCACUUUAUUGGAAAUACCAAUUUUGUACACCCACACACUGACCACUUUAUUAGAAACACCUACCUUAAACAUCCACACACUGGCCACUGUAUUGGAAACACCUACCUUGUGCAUCCACUCAGUGGCCACUUUAUUGGAAACCUCAAUUUUGUACAUCCACUCAGUGGCCACUUUAUUGGAAACACCUACUUUUGUACAUCCACACACUGGCCACUUUAUUAAAAACACCUACCUUGUAUAUUUAUAUGAGAUAUGUAAAUGAGAACCUCAGCAGGGUGGAGCUACAAGAGGGGUGUUUCCGAUAAAGUGGCCAGUGUGAGUAAACUCUUUGCCAAAGAGAGUCCAGGCUGUGAACUCUGUACAUUAUUGAGUAUUUCUGUGAGUCUGCUGUGGCCGUGACUUUUAUUUUGAAAUGCUUGUAUUUGUAUCUGCUGUACAUUACUGUAUAUUAUUAUUAUUAUUAUAUUAAAAAUCUCUGUACAGAAAUCAGACAGAACGCUGUACAGACUGUACAGUAAAGCACUGUUAAUUUAAAGCCUGCGAAACCUGUAUGUAAGUCAUGUAAGAUUUUAAAAAAGAUUUUUAUUGAUUAAAAAUGUUUCAUUUUCUGAA
Messenger RNA from Astyanax mexicanus (Mexican tetra), 6335 nucleotides. It is a transcript of the gene esyt2b, whose product is annotated as extended synaptotagmin-like protein 2b. The transcript is spliced from 24 exons. NCBI's taxonomy places the organism in Eukaryota, Metazoa, Chordata, Actinopteri, Characiformes, Acestrorhamphidae. Bases 318 to 2972 code for a protein of 884 amino acids. Gene Ontology annotation, biological process: lipid transport. The record is from RefSeq and is a predicted model, not a curated record. Gene Ontology annotation, molecular function: lipid binding.